Messenger RNA from Phytophthora nicotianae INRA-310, 1785 nucleotides. RefSeq lists its product as hypothetical. The record is from RefSeq and is a predicted model, not a curated record. The coding region runs from base 211 to 1515 and encodes 434 amino acids. The transcript has a single exon. NCBI's taxonomy places the organism in Eukaryota, Oomycota, Peronosporomycetes, Peronosporales, Peronosporaceae.
AGCAUGUGGAAACUUGAUGAGGCAGAGUGAUGGUCUCUACUUUCCGCUGCUGCAAAAUUCGGUCUGACAGACACUUCUCCGUUAUUUUCGGUGUGAAUUUAACCCACCUGUUUUGUGUCACCAUGAAGUAGUCCGUUGUGUGUUACUUCACAAGAGUUACAAGGGUUACUUUUUCAAGUGGUCUUUGAAGUAGGUAGGUCAGAUUGCAGCAUGAGGAGGGAAGAAUCCGAGGCUGUGGCUGCGUUCCUGGCGGACGUCUCGAGUUUCCUGGACGACGAGGCGGGUCACCAAGUGUCCACUUCAGCCGUUACUUCAGCUAGCCAUUUGUCAAAUUCUGCUUCAAAUGAAGCGUUCGCCAAUCACGUCACUUACGUCAUAACCCACACUGUUCGACCGCAAGAAAGCGACAACCCAGGAGACGAUGCGGAGCGUAAACGCGCUCUGCGUAACUUACAGACUGGGAAACGUCGAGACGCAUACCGUAAGCGACUGAAGAAGGAGUGGCAGACUUUGCGAUGUGAGGAGAUGAAGCUGACUGAGAGGCUCAAACAAAUGCAAUACAGACGCAAGAGAGACCAGGGUGGGAUGGCUCAUUCCAGGUGGAGAGCAAUGGCCUUGCGUCAACUGGAAGGCCGGAGAAUUGCAGAAGCGCAACAGGAGAGGUUGAACACAGCAGUGAAGCGACGACGGGAGCUGAUCCAAGACGUGGAGGACAUGAUACGGAAACGGUUAAAAGAGACGGAGCAGGCAAAUGGAGAAAACUCCUGCCAAUACAAGAAAACUGGGCGAGAAUUUGUUGACGAACGGCUUCUUGAAGCUUAUUUAGACGAACUGGACGCGAUUUACGCCAGGACGGAUGCUGUGUUUCAGUGUUGCGAGACCGCGCCAAAGAUCGGACCGUACUUGAACUCUCAACCCCUGAAGAAGAGAGAGGGAGACACCGAGUACUUUGAAAAUGUAGGUGUAUUGCACGUGCCAUUCGACUUCAAACGAACGUGGUUAGCCGUGUGGGAGAUUACACAUCAGUCGUACCGACAACUCGACAGAGAAGAGUUUAAUGGGGUGGAUGAUGAGAACACGAUUGCCACGAGAUUUCGGGUCAAGUGUAGACUUCAAACUGGAGGAUUUGUCUCGAUUUGGAUACAUUUUGUGGCUCGACGAUAUAUUGAAGAAGACCGUGCAGUGAUCAUCUGGAGAGAACUAUGGGAAGGCGAGGGGGAGUUCCUUGGAAUGCAAUCAGACGAAACGGGGUGGUGUGUUAUCCAGUCAAGAGAAUGCAGAGAAGAUAAUUUUGAUAAAGCUGGCAAGUUCGCUACCAUCAAGACUUGUGUGCGGCUUGUCCCGAUGCAUUUCAGUCCAAAUGUAUCGUGCCACCCCGAUUUUGCAAAGUUCACGGAAGUUCUGGUCACGUCAGGAAAAGAAGAUAAUCUCCAAGUCGAGCAGAUGAUGGAGCGUCUGCAGUUGAGUGAUGCUGUGGAUGUAGUGGCCUUGGGAAGCCCGACUGACAGCAUAUAGUUGUUUUUAUUAUUCACACUGACGCGUUGAGGCCAGUAGAAAAUGUUAACAUUUGGAUUUGCACCAAAUUUGAAGUUGUAUUACUCUACCAGGCGUUGUUCAAAUACUUCGAAGCAAUAGAAAAGCGAUCUAGAUUUUGGCUGCUGAUCAGAAAGGAGGUAACAGCGCAGCAACAAAUAUUCUAUUGCUUCAGAAGUAGAAAACCUAUUUAAUUUCAAAAUUCACUUUUUCCACGUGAACGGAUUAACGCCGUUGUUUUUCUUUCAUGAG